Messenger RNA from Zingiber officinale, 397 nucleotides. Its product is annotated as cell division control protein 2 homolog D-like. Gene Ontology annotation, molecular function: cyclin-dependent protein serine/threonine kinase activity; ATP binding; cyclin binding. The record is from RefSeq and is a predicted model, not a curated record. The transcript has 3 exons. Gene Ontology annotation, biological process: signal transduction; regulation of gene expression; protein phosphorylation. Gene Ontology annotation, cellular component: nucleus; cyclin-dependent protein kinase holoenzyme complex; cytoplasm. NCBI's taxonomy places the organism in Eukaryota, Viridiplantae, Streptophyta, Magnoliopsida, Zingiberales, Zingiberaceae. The coding region runs from base 3 to 230 and encodes 75 amino acids.
CAAUGACUGUUAAGAUUUUGAUGUAUCAACUCUGCAAAGGAAUUUCAUUCUGUCAUGGUCAUGGAGUGUUGCACAGGGAUCUUAAGCCUCACAAUCUUUUAAUGGACCGCAAGACUAUGAUGCUAAAAGUUGCCGAUCUUGGACUCAGUCGUGCUUUCACCAUUCCCCUCAAGAAAUACACGCACGAGGUCACAUAUCUUUUAGCUUGUAUUGGAAAGCACAGCAUUUGAAAAUACCUAGCUUUCCAGUUUUCACGGCAAAAUUUGUUUGAAUGUAAGAUAUCUGAUAUGACAUUUUCCUUAAGUGUUUAGUCACUGCAGAACUUAUCUGAUAACCUAUGCUUGUGGUCUAAUUCUACAUUUCAUCUCUUAAAAACUAGUUUUUCUUUGAGUUUUCU